Messenger RNA from Didymodactylos carnosus, 606 nucleotides. The record is from the annotation of a GenBank genome assembly. NCBI's taxonomy places the organism in Eukaryota, Metazoa, Rotifera, Eurotatoria, Philodinida, Philodinidae.
AUGGCUCGGAUUCAAAAGGAUAUUCUUGAUUUAAUCAAUAGCGCCCAGGUUCAUAAUCGCCAAAGAAUAAGAAAUGAUAUAAUUGAUGUAUUAGAACAUUCACUUAGUCACCUGUCAUUGAAAUUGUCUCUCUAUGAUUUUGCCGACGGAUCAUCUGAAGAGUUAUUAUGUCUCGUUGGAAUUAUUAAAAUAGAAUAUAAAAGCAAGUGUAAUCGGUAUAAUAUUCCAGUUGAAUUGUGGAUACCUCAGAAUUAUCCAUACCCGGCUCCCAUGUGUUACGUUAAACCAACGCCAAAUAUGCAUAUAGCAGUGAAUACACAUGUAGAUCAAAAUGGGGCCAUUCACAUUCCUUAUUUAGAAAACUGGAAUCAAUUUCAAUUAUUUUUAGUUUAUACAAACAGCAGUGAUAGUUCCAGUAAUAAUAAAUCAACAAACAGUGAUAGUUCCGGUAAUAACAAAUGUGUCAUAUGUUUUGAUGCCGAUAUUGAUUGCGUUGUACUUGAAUGUGGACAUAUGUUGUGUUGCUUGAAUUGUUCAAAAUCGUUCCAGCAGUGUCCAAUAUGCAGACAACAAGUUCAACGUGUGAAAAAGAUUUAUAAAUCAUGA